AUCACGUGCUUUUCCCCUUCUUGCAGUUGCAUUUCAUUUCAUUUGUUAAUUGUAAAUUUGUCCAUUAUUCAGUGUUUAUUUGUGAAGAAUGAAAUUACUAAUUGCCUUCGGGCUGCUCUGCCUCUGCCCCAUUCGCAUUGGAUGGUGCCAGUCGACGGACAAAAAGGCGGAGAUUGCCAAACUGCGCAGCGAACUGAGCGUCGCCUUGGAGGCGAGCGAUGGGGGACCGCCAGGAGUCAUCACACAGCCGGUGUGGACUAAGCAGGCACAAGGCGCCCCCAUCCCAGCCACGGCCGGCAAAGUGAUUGUCAAUCAGGCGGCCCUGCGGAGCGCUGCUGCCGUUCGAGACGAGAUCAAGAAGGCGGUGGCCCAGCAGGGCCAUACCCAGGAAGUGCUGGAGCUGGAUGCGGCUGUCCAGGCGGCGAGCAAGGCCCAGGCGGGCUCCACCUUGGGCGGUGCUCGCCAGGAGAUGCUGGGCACGAGCCAGGACUCCGAGGACGGGCAGCAGCCCAAUGUGGUGGAAUCGAGUGUGAACACGCCCGGCAUUGACUUGGAGCAGUUGCAGCGCCUCGAGCUGUCGAAGCGUCGGACCCGCGACCUGCUUGUGCUCAGCGGCAUCGAGGAGGACUCACACUUCGCCCUCGGCUCGGAUGUGGACCAGUGGGUGUCCGUGCAGGCCAAUGGCAGCGCCUAUCUUGUGGGCUUGCAGCCCGAGGGCUUCCUGGUGCUCAACGGUGACUUUUCGCCGCUGCAGACGGUGCCGCUGUUGGCUCCCAUUGACGCAAUGCUCAGUCUCGAGCGUUGGAGCGGCCGCACCCACUUGCAGGAGGGUCUGCUGGUGGUGGCCACGCAGCAGCAGCUUCUUUGGCACCGCCUUGAGCCGGGAAGGGGCCUGGUGCCCUUCUGGCACUGGCCCCUGGGCAGCCAGGCCUCUAGGCUAUCGAUCUUCAGCCUGGAGGGCCGCGACUUCAUUGUGCUGGCCGGAAAUCGCACCCUCAGCGUCUACUCGUACGAUUUGGAGGCGGAGGAGUUUUGGAUCGCACAGCGCCUGCAGUUGCCGGAGGCGAUAACAGCCGUGGCCGUGCUGGACACUGGCCGGGAGCUGCUGCUAGCCGUGGGCCAGACGGACCAGGCCCUCAUCUAUGCCUACAAUCCGCGCGAGCGUCCGCUUGGGGAUGCGGGGCUGCAAUUGCAGCUGCAUCAGCGUUUGCCAGCGCCCCAGGUGGCGUCCAUUGCCGCCUUCCAGAUGGGUGGACGCAGCUACCUGGCCUUGGGCGGACAGCGACCCCAGAUUCUGGCCCAUGUGCAGGGUCAGCUCGUGCCCCGCACCAUUCUGGGUCAGAAUUUUGGCUUUGUGGAGCACUUUCUGCCGGUGGCGGUGCGCAGCUAUCGGGAUGAUCUCUUGCUGCUCGUACAGCAUCGCGUCACCUUUGACACUCACACGCUGCUCGUCCUGGAGGUACUCAUUUGGACUGGGGAGGCCUUCGAGGCGGGCCUGCCGCCGCCGUGCGGCAUUGGCAGCCCACCGAACCACAUUACGCACGGUGCCGGCUGCAUGCUCGACCAGGAGCGCGAGGCGGGCCUGAUUGGUGCAGCGCUAAUCCGGCAGCAGGAUCAGCCACCGCUGCUGCUGGUGCCACGUCGUCAGGCACCGUCGGGUCUCUUUCGGCUGCAAACGCAGCUGCUGCCACGGAAUUCGGAGACAAAGGAUCUGCAGGAGAUACACCAGUUCAUGCGCGAGUGGGUGGAGGAGCAGGAGGCAAUCAUACGCCUAGUCGAAGCGCAUCUGCGCACGCCCCUGCCCUCGGAGGAGCAGUUUGAGGAGAUUCACACGCCGCAGGUGAUCAACGAGGGCGGCGACAUCCGGGAACUGUACGUUAACGAUGCCCGCUGGACGGCCGAGGAUGCGGCCAUCGAUCUGAGGCAACUAUUGCAACAAAUACGACUGCUCGAGCGGGAAUUGCAGGCAGCAGCUCCGAGGCGGCCCAAACGUCAGCCCGAGACGCUCUACAACUUUCACUACGAUCGCCUGGAGGUGGACAGCGUCGAGGCGGAUGUGCUCGUUCUCGACCAGCUGAAUCACGUGCCAUUCUACGUGCAGAACAAGUCGCUGCUCUUGCCCGCUGGAUCGCUCAAUGUGCAGCGCUUGGAGCUGCUGCAAUUGCCCACCGAGCAGCUGCACUCCGAGGGAACCGAGUCGCAUCAGCGCCUGCAGCUGGACGGCAAUCUGGCGUGCGAGACCAUCAACGGCUUGGCCUGGAGCCAACUGCUGCAGGAUCUGGUGUGGCGUCAUCGGCCACUGCAGCUCUCCCAGCUGCAUGUACAGGGCGCUGUCGUAUUCGAAGAUGCGCUGCAUCUGAGCUCGCUGAAUGAGCUGCGUUUCCCCGAGGAUUACCUGUGGUCACAGGGCAAUGGCACCACCAUUGUCCAGGCGCCCAAGGAGUUCACACAGACCCUAACCGCCAAUGUCGUGGACACGACAGGAACGAUCAAUGAGGUGCGACCGGAAGAUGCCAUCAGCCUCAGCGAUGCCCAGGAUUGGCCUGGUCUUGUGACCUUCGCCCAGCUGGAGGUAUCCGAGGAACUGGAGCUCAAUGGGAGUGCCCAGGGCAGGCAGUUCGAGGAGGCGCCGCUGAAUCCCACUCUGCUGGAGACGCGUCACAUCCGUGCCGCCGACUGCCAUUUCGUGCAGCUUUUCGUCCAGGGAGCGCUCCACUUGCGUGGCCAGCUGGACAACAGCAGCUACGACUCGCUGCUGGGCGAUCUCGUGCAGCGAUCGCCAGAUGCCAGCCAGGAGCUGCUGGUUGCGGGCGCCAAGCGUGUCCUUGGGCAGCUCCAGUUGCCAGUGGACGCCCAUGUGGCGGAUGGCAAGCUGAGCGGCAUACCCUUGGAGCACUUUGUGACGAAACACACCUCGCAGCUGCUCCGCAAUCUGACGCAGCUGCCUGGCUAUGUGUACUUCCAUCGGCUGCAGCUGGCGGCAGGCGGCACCUACGAUGGCGUCCAUUUGGAGCAACUUCUGGCCGAAUCCCUGCGCCUGGAUGGCCCCUCCCUCCGUGCGCCCGGCACUCGCUUACGUUUCGUGGGUCCCCCACCCGAUUUGGCCGCUGGACUGCGGCUGGAGCACAGCCUCAAUCAGGUGCCGCUGGCCAGUGGCUAUCAGACGCUACGCGAGCCCCUCCACCUGCGACGCGCCAGCUUCCAGCGCGUGGAGGCCGCACAGGCGCAAGUUUCGGGCGAUGUGAUUGCCUCGGCAGCGGGUUUGGGGCUGCUCAAUGGCCGGCCACUGGGCGACAUGCUGCAGGAGGAGCCACAUAGCUGGUCGGGCGAGGUGAACGUACAGGAACUGAUCCUGCCGCAUGGUGUCCAGGCGCAGCAGCUGCAGGGCAUACGCGCGGAUCUGCUGCUCGACUUUCUGCAGCAGUUGGACGAGCUGCCGCUGCUCAUACUGCAGGGACAGCUGCAGGUGGAACGGAUAGACGUCAGCGGAUCGGUGCAGGUCGAGGGUCCGCUCAACGGUCGAAGCCUGGACCAGCUGCAGCGGGAGGUGAUCUGGCUGGAUCGCAGCAACGAGAUGCGAACGCGCUGGCGCCUCCAGCAGCCGCCAGUGUUCGCCAGCGACCUGCACAUCCGCGGCAGCUUCAACGAGCGACUGCUGCCCGAGCUGCUCGACGACAUUGUCUUCCGCUCGGAUGUGGCCGGGGAUGUGGUGGUCAUUGAGGGCACCAAGAGCUUCGCUGCGCCGCUAAGCGUGGCCGGCGAACUGCAUCUGGAGGCGCUAAACGGUGUGCCCUUCGAGCGGCUGGCCAACAGGCGUCAGCCCCUGAAUCUCACUGGCAAUGUGCGUCUGCAGGGUCGCCUCCAUGCGGCUGAAGUGCAGCUGCAGGGCUCGCUGAACAACGAUCCGCUGGCCAUGACUCGGCUGGCGCAGCUCCUGCACUGGGAUCCCGCGUGGCAGAGCUUUGUGCAGUGUGGUCGUGUGGUGCCGCUGCCUGGCGGUGCAUCGAUGCAGCUGGAAGAUCUCACGGUGCUCGGUCACUUGGGAAAUCUCAGCGAGGAGCCGCUGCAGCAGCUCUUCGAGCAAUUGAUAUUCAAGCAGCAUGCCCACAUCCGUGUCGGGGGUCACAAGGUAUUCACGGGACGCGUGAGCAUCCCAGAGGGCGCUCACAUUCAACAGCUAAACGGCCUCGAUCUGGAGCAGCUGCUCAGCCAGCUGAUCUUCAUCGAUGGACAGCAGCACGAGGCUGUUACUGUGCAGACACCCGUGCACUUUGCGGCGCCCGUGCAGGCGGAUCAACUGCUGGCCGAGCGUCUGCUGCUGACGGGGCAACUCCUGAAUGGCUGCAAUGUCAGCGAAUGGCUGCUGGACACUGUGCGCGUGGAUCGCGACUGGCCGGCGCCACAAGUUCCCCUCACCUUUGCCGCGGGCUCACUGGACUACAAUGGCUUGGAGGUGGAGCAGCUGAACAGCGUGAAUCUGUCACGUCUGGUUACCCUGCACACGGAACAGCAGCUGCUGGAGCCGCUGCUGGCAGUGGAACUGCUGCUGGAUGGCGUCAUGACGGUGCAGGGGCUGGUCAAUGGCCGCAAUCUCAGCCAGGAGUAUGCCAAUACCCUGAUGAUCAAUUCGUUGGAGCAGUCGCAGACAGUGGAGACGCCCCUGCUGCUGGCGGGCAUCCAUGUGCGGGGACCGGUGCAGGUGAAUGCGCCCCUCAAUGGCGAUGCCAGCCUCAAUCUGAGCGAUGUGGCCAGUCUGGCGGAGCCACAGCUGCGGCUGCAGUCGCCGCUGUACUUCAGCAGCCUGCAUGCGCCCGAGCUGAGGGCCAGGCAGCGGCUCAAUGCCUUCGAUUUCGUAGACUGGCACGAGCGGAGUCUGUGGGCGCGCGGCAGGGCUGAGCAGACCAUUACGGGCAACUGGCGGGUGAAGCAGCUCAGGGUCAAGCAGGGCGACAUUAGAAACCGCCGCCAGACAAUGGCACAAAUGGAGGAGCAGUACCGCCAGCUAUGCCAGCGACUCUCUCAGAUGUUCGGCUCCCUCCGUCUACCCUACCAGGUGCAGAAGCUGAGGCGCAGCUUCACGCUGCGGCAGCCCAAGCGGAACGAGGAUGUGAGGCGCAUCUUUGGCCUGGAGGCUGGCCGCAAAGCUGGCAUUUAUCUGCUGAUAAACGAGAGGGGCUGCUGGACGCGCAUUCAUCGCUGGAAUGGCACGCGUUUUGCCCAUGCCGGCGCCUUUCAGAGCGGACCCGUCGACGAGGUGAUUGGCCUUCAGCUGCGCAACAACAGUGGACGCGACUUUGCCUUUAUGACCAGCCACGAGAUGGAUGAGGGAGAGCACGAGUCCGCCUGGAAUUGCACGGCAGCCGCCAGCCUACUGCAGAGCUGGCAAACGGAUGAGGAGCAGGAGGAGACGGAGCCGCUGGCGAUACCAGUGGAGACGCUUCAGGGUCUGAAGGAGCAGCAAGAGGAGCUGCAGAAGCGUCCGUUGCCCAGCUAUCAGGAGGCCAUCAAGUACCUGCAGCGUCCGGCCGUCGAGUCCGAGCUGGGACCACAUUGGGGUCGCCGCAAGCAGAUCGGGCCGGAGGAGCUGCACGCGCUAAGGCGACGCCUGCUGGAGACGCUCAGCUUUCGGCUGCAGACCGAGGUGAAUAUCACGCAGCUGAGCAUACCCGAGAGCGAUCUGUACGACGACCAGCUGGUCGAGGAUUUUCUGCAGUUGAUGCAGCAGCUGAAGGGCUUCCGAGCGCGCCUCCGCACGGACACGCUGCCCCUGCCCGACAGUCCGGCCCGGGUGCUGGCCGCACGCAGUGCCCAGCUCAUUUGGCCCGUGCUGCAAGAGCUGCGAGAGAUUUCCGGUGCUGGCGGAUCGGGCGCCGACAAGGAGGAGCUGGCCCUGGAGGAGACCCUACUGGAUGUCCUCGAGGUGGCCAACAACGGGACAAGCAGCAGCAGCAGCAGCCUCGGAUCUGAUCAGACGUUGCAGCUGCAUGCGGUAAUUGGCAGACUGCGCCAACUGCAGGAGCAGCUGCAGCGCACUCAUGGCGAAUCGAUGGCCUCUGCCGCCAGUCGUGCGUCCGAGCAGACGCUGCCCCAUCCGACGCUGCAAUGGCGGCCAGUGCAGACCCUGCGCCUCCUUGUGGGCCCCAAGAAUCGUUCGCGGCUGCUCUAUGCACGCCUCGCCCUCUUGGACACGCCCGAGGGUCGAGGGUCGCCAACAACACCAUCGACGGCGCCGCCCGCCCACAUCCAGCUGCACCAUGCCAACGGCUCGCUGUUCCAGUCGCUGGCCGCCGACCGUCAGGCCAGGCAGCUGACCGCCCUGCGGGUGCGGGACGAGACGCUGCUGGCCUUUGUCGAGGGCUGCUGCCAGAUACGCGUCUUCGUCUACCGCGGAGUCCAGGGCUUUGUGCCCUUCACCCACUUCCGCGCCCACAAAGCGACGGAGGAGUCGCCAGUGGUGCAGCUGCUCGCCCUCCGCCUGCCGCUUCAGCGCCCACCCGGAGCAGUCUAUGCUCUGGCCGUGGCGCAGGCCCGGCGCAUAACCUUCUACGAGCUGGUCAUCGCCGGCCAACUGGAGCCAUGGCUCAAGUGCAAUUAACUGGCACGCAUUUAUGUUACUCGCAUCUAGAUGAUGAUGGAGCAGGAGGAGGAACUCCUUCGUUGUCAGCUCUAAGGUCUGAUUGGAUCUUUCAGUAGUUGUUGUGAAUUGUAAGCAAAGUUAUAAGAGCUAUAGGCAAUAUAUAUUAUAUUGUAAAUUGUAUUCUUGUAAAAUUAAGAUCAAUCUUAAUUUAAUAUUUACACGUUUGUUACUCCCUGUACCAUAAAUCAUUUCUCCUGAGAAUUAGUUGCUGGCUUU
This is a messenger RNA of Drosophila obscura, 6853 nucleotides long. RefSeq lists its product as uncharacterized. The transcript has 6 exons. Gene Ontology annotation, molecular function: heparin binding. The record is from RefSeq and is a predicted model, not a curated record. The coding region runs from base 89 to 6595 and encodes 2168 amino acids. NCBI's taxonomy places the organism in Eukaryota, Metazoa, Arthropoda, Insecta, Diptera, Drosophilidae. Gene Ontology annotation, cellular component: cell surface.